AUGGCCGGAUUACCUUCUCUCCCCACGGAGCUCUUGCAGCAAAUUGCUUCUUCACUACCCUGCUCCUCAGUCCUCAACUUACUUCGCGUCAACCACCAGCUACACAAAGCAUACAACGACCGUCUAGUCUUUCAGCGAUUAGCAAAACGCGAUCUGAACUACUCUCCCCUCUCCAAAUGGGGCAUCCACAACACAGUGAAACUAGUCGAAGACGACGACCCCAUUCUGACCACCGCCUCGCUGACCGAAACAAUCCGCCUCGCCUUCGCAGCUGAAAAAUGCAUCCAAUCCACCACCCAAAACUCCUCAGCCUGGGUCUUCAAAGUCCAAAAGCACACGAGGCGCUUCGCCAUCCUCGACUGGCUCCCCCACAUGAUGGCCCUGGACCACUCUGCCACAAACAACUUGAAACCCGAACCCUUUCUCAUCCUCUACAACGACCUGCUCAUGUAUGAAGCUCCAGAAAACGAUCUUAUUGCUACAAACUUUAUCAUGACGUGUACGUUGCUGCACCAACUCCGGUACUGCGUCGACGCGAAGAAGCAAGUCAAGAAACCGCUGGAUAAGCACUUUGAAGCGAACCCCGCCAGAUCCAUCCCCUCACAUGCUGAUUCAAUCACGCACCUCCGCAACCACGUCCGUAGGUACGGCAGAUUUAAACAGAGCUUCCAUCUCGACCAAGCUGCUGCACUGCUGCCGACUUUCCUCUUGGAACUAGCCGUGUACCGGCUUUUCCCAGAGCAGUUGCGGCGCCAGCUGCCCUCGGUGUCAUGCAUAGGGUUUAGAUCAAACAUGCGGAUCCCGCCCGUCUUCUCACAGGAUAGCUCCGGCACUUCGUUUGCAGAAUGCCAUGUGGAGAAAAUGACGAACCCCAAGUUUCUCACGGGAAAGUGGACGGGGUAUUACUCUGAGCAGAGGGACUCGGUGCACGUGCGCUCGUUCGAUCCGCCCAUGCGCGAUAUCAACAUCGUGGCGCGUGCGGCUGAGGGUGCGUCGGAUGUGGCUGCUGUGAUUGAUCGGGAGACGAGGGGCGUGGAUGCUCAUGGGGAAUUCUCACUCCAGGGUCGCGUCAAGAAGAAUGGGCAGGUGGAACUGGUGAAGCGGUACAUUGUGAGUGGGUGGACGUGGCCGUGGCUGGGUUGUAUGACGCCGUUCGGCAUUGCGGGGACGUGGGGAGACGCUUCGGAUGAGUUUGACGAGUUUGAUAGUUUUGGGGGCUACUUUUGGAUUUGGAAGGAGGACUGGUGUGAAGGGGAUAGGUGA
Bipolaris oryzae ATCC 44560 is the source of this 1263-nucleotide messenger RNA. RefSeq lists its product as uncharacterized. Gene Ontology annotation, molecular function: protein binding. The record is from RefSeq and is a predicted model, not a curated record. Lineage: Eukaryota; Fungi; Ascomycota; Dothideomycetes; Pleosporales; Pleosporaceae. The transcript has a single exon. Bases 1 to 1263 code for a protein of 420 amino acids.